Messenger RNA from Nilaparvata lugens (brown planthopper), 15007 nucleotides. It is a transcript of the gene Ptp99A, whose product is annotated as tyrosine-protein phosphatase 99A. NCBI's taxonomy places the organism in Eukaryota, Metazoa, Arthropoda, Insecta, Hemiptera, Delphacidae. Gene Ontology annotation, molecular function: protein tyrosine phosphatase activity; protein binding. Gene Ontology annotation, biological process: protein dephosphorylation. The coding region runs from base 394 to 3135 and encodes 913 amino acids. The record is from RefSeq and is a predicted model, not a curated record. The transcript has 15 exons.
ACCCAUCCAAUCAAAUGAUCCAAUCCCAUUUCAGAUUUCAAGCUCCGCCGCGUCUGUGCUUAGAUAAAGCUACAGAUGAUAGAUAUUAAGAAUUUAGAUAUGUAAUAGAAUUAUUUUUCUCAACUAUCUAGUUUAUUCGCUUCCUGUAGUGGUUCGUUAAGAUUUCCUUCCCAAAUUCGGCUCAACCGGUGAAUUUCGAUGAAUGUUCUAUCUACGUUUCAUUCAGCAAUGAUUUUAUUAUGUUUUGUUUACUAUUUUUGUUCUGUAGCAGAAACCAAAAUAAUCUGUACACACGACACUACAAGUUACCAAUGCAAUUUAAUAUGAAUUUCGUUUUUAAUUUUCUGGACUUGCGAAUAAUAGCUCAUUUUGCUCGCUGAGUGAAGACGUUUUAUGGUUAUAAUGCCAUACCGUCGUCUUUCAGCUAGCAUUCUAUUAUGUGCUGUGCUGUGGGUUAUCGCUGAAGAUGAACUAUCCAUAAGUCAUGUUUUUACGAAACCGCUCGACCUCAGAGUAAUCCAAACUUCUGAAAAUAGUAUACAAAUUGCAUGGACAAAACCAAAUGGCAUCACUUCUUCCAAUUCUUCAGUCGCCGAUUCUAUCGCCGGCUACACAAUCCAUUACCAAUCAAAAACCUUCAGUGAAAAAGAGGAGGUUUUUUUCAAUGGUGAUGAAUUGAAGCAUACAUUAUAUAACCUUUUUGCGUGCACUGAGUACAUAAUAUGGGUCACUGGUUUAUCCAGUACCAAACAAGAAGGAGCACCUUCUGACAAAAUCAGGCAAAGAACAAAUCCAAUUCCUCCUGGACCUCCAAAAAUUAUUAAUAUUAGUUGUCAUCAGCAUCAAUCGUUAUUUAUACAAUGGCAAAAACCAGCUCUCUACAAUUGUUCAAUCGAAUCAUACCAAGUAUUGUACCGUGAUGAAAACUCUUUCAAUUUUGAACAAAUCAAACUUAGUGCCAAAAAUGAUAAAACUGAAACUAUACUUAUUAAUAACUUGACGGAUAAUACCAUGUAUGAAAUAAAAAUAAGUGCUUCUCCAAAAGACCAGAUUCUUGGUGCAGAGUCAGCACCUAGAAAGGUUUUAAUUUCGAAUGGCUGUGAAAAACUUGUGAAACCAAUUAGCCGGGGUAAUGAGACAAUUGCCAUAUUUGCAGCAAUUGUCUGUGCGUUCUUUGCUGUCAUGUUGGCAGUUUGCGCUUUUGUCAUAUGGAGGAACUGGUUACACGCAGCUUAUUAUUAUUUAGAGGAUCCUGUUGGACAAAUGACGUGUUUGUCAGAACCAGACUGGGAGUGCCGUGUGGACCCGAAUACAACGAUUCCUGUAAACAUGUUUGCUGCUCAUGUUGCUCAAUUGCACGCUGACGGAGAUAUUGGAUUUAGCCGAGAGUACGAGUCUAUUCAGUCUGCCGCUAAUCAGGAUGAGUACUCGAUCGAAUAUUCCCAGCAGAUGGAAAACAAAGUUAAAAAUCGUUACUUGAACAUUCUUGCUUAUGAUCAUUCCAGGGUGAGGCUGUUUCAUGUGAUGGGCCAGUGUCGCGGGGAAGAUUACAUUAAUGCUAAUUACAUAGAUGGCUUUCAAAGAGCAAAUGCCUACAUUGGUACCCAGGGACCUUUACCAAUAACAUUUGACGCAUUCUGGAGAAUGAUUUGGGAACAAGGCGUUGCAAUUAUAGUCAUGAUAACAAAUCUUGUAGAAAGAGGAAGGAGGAAAUGUGAUAUGUACUGGCCAAAAGAAGGUACAGAGGUGUAUGGAUUGAUACAAGUCAAGCUGAUGAAGGAAGAUGUAUUAGCCAUGUACACUAUACGUACCCUUCUUGUCACACACCUUAAAGUUAAAAAGAAAAAGCAUUCAUCAAAUGAACGCAUAGUUUAUCAGUACCAUUACACCAACUGGCCUGACCAUGGAACUCCGGAUCAUCCUCUUCCUAUUCUAAAUUUUGUUAAUAAAUCAUCGGCUGCCAACCCAUCUGACGCGGGACCCAUUGUUGUUCAUUGCAGUGCCGGUGUUGGAAGAACGGGUACCUACAUUGUUUUAGAUGCUAUGCUGAAGCAGAUCUAUCGUAAGAAUAAAGUGAAUGUGUUUGGCUAUCUUCAGCAUAUUCGCACACAACGAAAUUUUCUUGUACAAACUGAAGAACAAUAUAUUUUCAUUCAUGAUGCACUAUUAGAAGCCAUAGUCUGCAGUGAUAACGGUCUUUCCCCAGACUGUAUAAACCAACUGAUUGCCAAUCCAAAUCCUUCUAAUGAAAACUGGGGGAAAUUGGAGACUCAUUUCAAAAUGGUCACUUCGUUCGAACCAAAAGACUACAAUCUGUUAUCUGCUAGGAAGUCUAGUAAUUUACCAAAAAAUCGUUCAGAAGAAUACUUACCAGUGGAAAGUUUUAGAGUCCAUUUAACACCAAAACCAGGGGUUGAUGGCAGUGAUUAUAUUAAUGCUUCUUGGCUGUUAGGUUACAAAAAACUUUGCGAAUUCAUUGUUACUCAACAUCCACUAGAAUCAACAGUAUUGGAUUUUUGGCAAAUGGUUUGGGAUCACAAUGCGCAAACUGUAGUUCUUCUGUCUUCUGUUGAUGAAGAAGUGGCUCCGGAUCUUGGAAUAUUCUGGCCGCGUGCUAAUGAAGGCACAUUAGAUGGUGAAAAUUUCAAAGUGAAGUGUAUAGAAGAAGGAACAGUGACACGAGAUGUGACCGUUCAGUCGUUGCAAGAUGACUAUGAAUUAACCGUUCGCAUCAUUGAAUCACCUUCUCCCACCUCCGAUCUUCCAGCUCUGCUCCAGUUGCUGGAUAUUGUUAAUCAGUGGCAUUUAGAGUACCAAAAUGGACCCAUCAUUGUUGUUGACAAAUACGGCGGUACAGGUGCUGUAACAUUCUGCUGCUUAGCGACUUUGUCAAAACAGUUGGAGCAUGAAAAGCGAGCAGAUGUUUGCAUGUACGCUAAAUUGUAUCACAAUCGACGACCACGUGUUUGGAAAUCAGCGAAAGACUAUCUACUUCUCUACCAAGCAUUGGAGGUGCUUUCAACUAGUAAAGGAAUAAAAUUUUCGGCGUCAGUCACUGUACCAGGUAGCACAUUACAUCCAAAUGGCUACACCAACGGAGUAUUGGGUCCAACUCCACAGACAGCAUCUAUUUAAUGGAAUGCAAAUUCAAUCGAAAACUUCCCACUGUUUGAAAGUUUCUUCAUGAGGCCACAAAAUUAAAUCAUUUUACUGCGCAGUUUUGUUAUAUUUUGAUGCAGUAUAUUUUAUGUAGUCAAUUCAAUUUUAAAUUUUGAACAUCAUUUCAUAUUUUGUUAAAUGAAAGUAAAACUGUUCAGAUGAUUCAAAUUAUAAAUUAUUCUUUGAGUCCAAGCUAUAGGAGUCCUGUUUCUUACAGUCAUUGAUUUCAAUUUUUCAUGAUAAAAUGUCUUUUCUGUGGCUUUGCUUUCAAUUAUUUACAAUCUGUGCAAUCAAUAUAUUUUUUCAAUGAAAAUUUUGCUGCCGUAGGAUGUUAUUUGGAUAUAUAUAGCCUUAUUUGGAUGAAUAGACUUUUCAUCGUUUUCUAAAGAAUGGCAGUGCAAAUUCAAUUUCUACUAGUUGAUUUCAUUUACGGCUUAUUGCGUUGAAAUUUUUCGCUCAUAAUUGAUUUUUUUAUGAGUAUUGAAUCUUGUAGACUUUUUUAAGAAAGUUUGUUUCAAUUGGAACUCUCAAGUCCUGAUGUGGCAAACAUAGUGUGUUUGGGCCUAGAAUUGCGCCAAAUAUAAUCGCAAUAAUUUAGAUAGUUCAUGAAUUCUUCAAAUAUUGAAAAGUCUUUCUAUAUUGUUAAUCAGUGAUAUAUUAUUUUUCCAAGUGGAUUUUUUGUUUUCAUGUCACAAAGAUAAGUGGUAAACAAUAUUAUUUAUUGAUUCACUUAUCAAUGUUGACAACGGAUUACCCUAAAUCUGUAAAAGAUUUAGCGGAUUACCCUAAAGUAUUUCUAUAUUAGUAAUGAAAGAUACAUUUUUUCCAAGUGGAUUUUUUGUUUUCAUGUCACAAAGAUAAGUGGUAAACAAUAUUAUUUGUUGAUUCACUCAUCAAUGUAGACAACCCUAAAUCUGUUGCAGAGCAAAUAAAUUCAGUGAUACAGAACAGGUUCUGUUUCAGUAAAUCUUUAACACAAAUGUACUGAUAAUAGAAUAGGUCAAAAGUGUCGUACUUACGGCAGCUUCUAUUGUAAUGAAUAUCUCUUUUCAUGGUGAUGAUGGAGUAAGUACUUUGAUAAUAUUAUUAAAAACACUUGACUCGUCAUUGUUUUGAUUCAUCAUUGCACAAAUUGAACAGAAAGUAUACAGGAGCGUAUUCUCAAGAGAUGUUGAAAUUUUGAACCUCCUCAUCUAACAGCUACAACCUGCUGUUGUAUCACCAUCAAUAAUAAUCAAUUUCUCAAUUUCUAUUAUCUGGUUAAUGUUUCAUCUGUAGGUCUACAUCAUUUGAUUAUAAAUGAAUUACGUUAUUUAUCUUGCAUUUUUUUGGUAUGAAAUUGUAUUGAAAUGUAAGCAAAGUUAUCAUAUUCAAAUGAAUUUAUUUGGAUUAUUUUCACUAUUUUUUAUUUGAGUGAAUCAAUGCGCUUCCAAUAUUAUUUCAUAACGAGUUGAAGUUGUAGAGUUAUGAAAAGAUUGAGUCAGCAGUAUUGGAAUAAUUACGAUCGUUGUUCAUUGAUGAGUUUCAACCUCACUUUAUAAAUGCAUCACUAUUUCUCAAAUAUAAUAUGAUCAAGUGAAAAUAUGAUUGUUGAAAUUAAUUACUAGUAAAAUAUCUCCCCAACUUUGAAUCCAGAACAGCUAGUUUGUAGAAUACGCUCCCAUACAAAAUAUGAUUGUUGAAAUUAAUUUCUAGUAAAAUAUCUCCCCAACUUUGAAUCCAGAACAGCUAGUUUGUAGAAUACGCUCCCAUACUACAGCAAUAAUAUUUUACCACGUAUGACCUUAAUUGUUGAUUUAUUUAUCAACGAUUUCGCAACUGUAUAUUAAAUUGACUUGCGAUUCAAUAAUGUCUAAUAAACAUUAAAAUCUAUAUCAUCAAAUCACAUUGCAAAAUACGAGACACCAAAUUUAUUCAAUAUUCACCCUUUAUUGUUUGUUAACUGACUUUUUUGUCCUCCACAAGGCUGAUCAAAACAGAUCUAAUAAAUGACUCCUAUAGCUUAUUAGCUGACUUUUAUUGAAAGUGUACUUGUUAUUUUUUUAAAUAAUGGUUUUAAUUCUUUUUUAUGGUAUGUAUUUAUUUUCAAUUAUUGAUUUUGUUUUUUGUUUAAUUACUCUCGUGAAGGAUGGAUACACUUUGUUAUAAUAUCGUUGUCGGGAUAGGCCUAUCUGUGUUUUAUCCAAAUUUAUAUUUUAAUCAUUAUUAACCAUAUCUGUUGUCACAUCAUCGGCAUUUUUAGAUUUAAUUUUUUUGUUUAGUACAACUAGUCUUUUUGAAUCAAGAAGUAUGAUUGGUUGUAAUCCGAAGUGGAUUUUAGUAUUAGGCUAAUUGAUUUAUACUUCUUGCUAUGUGUGCUUUACAUCAGUUUUAAUGUAAAAUCAAAGACUGUAUAAGCCUCUACACAAACAUUAGAAUAUUUUAAUUAAAUAAUUUCUUCCCGUAGUGUGAAGGAGACUGCUAUAUUUUAAACUGAAGGGAUGUAUAUCAAUAUUUAACUCCAUUCUUUUUACAUUCAACAUUUCUGAAGUAUUUCAAUAUUGUAUUGUGAUAUUGACAAUUAUAAUUAUUGUUAUUAUGUAUUUUAAUUGUGUUCAAAAUCAUCUGUAUUUUAGUCAAAGUGUAAUAGCAUAAUUACAUUGAAUAUGAAUCACAAGCCAAAAUACUGCUCUCUACUUCGAAGCAAUAUUGUCUACAGCGUUCUCAGUUACCUAUGAUUAAGAACAUACAGUGUUUAUGUGUAUUCUAAAACACAAACAUUAAUUAUUGGAAAUGCAUUAAAAAAUGAAAAUUAAUUUUAUCAUAAUAAUAAAUAUUAUUGUUGUUGAUGUUAUUAUUGUAAAAAAACUAGUGAUUAAGCAGGAGACGAAGUCUUAUAAAUCUAUGUACGCUUUAUAAUAUCGACUGUAUAGUUCAAAUGAUUAAUUGAAGAAAUUCAAUAACUAAAUUGAGCUCAUUACAGUUUUGCAAUGGGUGUAUUUUGUAAUCUCGUAAAUUGGUAUCCAUAUUAUAUUGGGAAUGCAUGAGUUAGAUUUUGUCUUUGAUUGAACACAUCGAACUGUUACGGGUUUGAUACACUACAGGAGUGAAGGCCCAAGUAUACAGUUGGUUACUGAGCGUAAAAACAUUCUAGAGCUGAUGCACUUUUCACAGAAAUGUGCACCAAAUUCAUGCACGUGGUGCUGUGUCAAUUCACUGACUGCAUCCUCUCAUCUGGCUGACUCUCAUUUCAACAUGAUACAUUAUUCAAAUUCAACAGAAUCUAAUCAAAACAAUAACAACAUUCUACAGCCUCUUCUAUUAGUCAUAGGUAUGUUUCGUACUAAUGGUUGAAAUCUAGGUCAUUGUAGAAAAUGACCUAGAUGUCGUUUAUAGGAUAUAAAAGGCUGUGUUAAUUAUUGGUGUCAGGUCAGUUUGAUCUCAGAUUUUAAGCACAUAACUUUCGAGACAGUUUAUACAGUAUUUGAAAGUGUUAAUAAACUUUGUUAUUUGAAUAUACCGACCUUGGACUGUUGAAAUAGUUAUCCUUAUCCUGUUACUUUCAAUGUUGUUGUGUUUUCAAUUGUUCUAUUCUAUUCUUGGUUUAGAGUGUUCGUUUUCUUAGUUAAUAGUGGAGAUUCUUAUUCAGUAGUAUCGAUCAACGCGUGCGAAACCUUGAGGAACGUUUUCUCAUUGAGAAACACUGCUGGAAUAUGAGAGAUGAGUUUCAGGCAUUUAUUCAGGCAGUCCUAUGGUAGGACCACUUUGCACUACGAUUGUACCUCCUCAGUUGGAAACGUUCUUGAGCUUCGAAGUGCUAACGACUGCUUUUUAGGCAGCCGGGACCGACGGUUUAACGUGUCCAUCCGAAACACGGGAGUGGCCCGAGAUAAAUAUCUUGAAGAUGUUAUCAGAUUAGUAUGGUGGAGGGUGGAGAUGUUAUUCAACGUUUUGAAAUAACGUAAAAUUCAGAAGUUAAAAUAAUUGAUAGCAGUUAUUCGUGAUGUUCUAAUUUUGGAUGAUGCAAAUAUCCUUUUAGAUUAUGAUGUUGAUAUGAUGCUAGAUGAUUUGAAGAUACUAAACAAAAUGUUUCAUUAAUAUCAACAAAGGUGGCUGAAAUCCUAUUCAAAUAACUUCCACAUACUUGUCUGGUGUAUAUUAAAGCUCGUGCUGUGGACUGCAGCACACUGCCUUUGAUUAAUGACCCACACUAUACUAUCAGACUAUCACUAUUGAACUACAUUUGAGAUAAUAACGAAGAGCAGUGUUGAGGUCUGUCCUAUGUCAGCUAAAGGGUGUCUUUCCACCGCAAGUGGUACAAUUCAACAGAGUCAUGCUUGUCAAUGACAUGUCAACUGACUAUAUAAGGAACAAACUAGAAUGUUUUACAACAUUCAUUGAUGGUCUUCUGAAAAAUUGGCACGUAAAAGAGGACUACCAGAAUAUAUUCCUGAAUAUCAUCACUCAUACUCCAACAGUGCUUCUAAUUGUGACAUCAUCCCUCAUAUGUAUACAUAUAAUAGGCAGGGGAAUACAUUCCUGAGCAUGAACUUCAAUAUACACUAAGUGAUGGAUUAGACACAACAAAGCGAAAAAUAACAGAACAAGGAUAGCUCUUUCAACACUUCAUUAACACACUUAUAACAUAGCUCUUUCAACACUUCAUUAACACACUUAUAACAUAGCUCUUUCAACACUUCAUUAACACACUUAUAACAUAGCUCUUUUAACACUUCAUUAACACACUUAUAACACUUUGAAAUGCUAUAGAAACAUUCACAGAAGCUUCUUGCUUAAAAGACUGAGCUCAAACUUCACUGAUACCAAUAAUAUUAUCAUAGCUCUUUUUAUCAUUUCAACAUUCUAGAAUAUCAUACAUUUUAACCAUAAGUAGUAUGCUAGGAAAUUUCCAGAAAGUAUAAAAAAUUCGAUUACUCCAAUAGAAACAGCUGUAGGAUGUUGGUAUUGUUUUGAAUGCAUUGUGUUGAAUCAUGACAAAGUAUCCUAUAUACUUGAUGUUAUGUUGGUAGUCAACCAGAUGAGAGGAUGCACUCAAUCCACACAGCCGAGAGCAAAACAUUAUGGGACGAUUUCACAGUUAGAAACACGGCUGGAAUAUGAGUGAUGAUAUUCAAGCAUGUAUUCUGGCUGUCUUCUUUUGCGAGCCAAUUUUUUAGGAGACCAUCUAUGAAUGAAUGUUCCUUAUAUGGUCAGUUGACAUGUCAUUGACAAGCAUGACUCUGUUGAAUUGUACCACUUAAACUUGGCGGUGGAGCACUUGAAACAUUGCCACAAUAGCUCCUCUUAUGUACUCAGAAGAUCACAUCAGUCUCAGCAUAACAUUCAGUGCAGCCAACAUUUGACGGUUUCUUUGAAAAGUGUAGAAAUAGUCUCUGAAUGCAUCAUUUCACUAAUAAACAUUAAGUUUUUUGAAUAGGAUUUCAGUCACCUUUGCUGAUCUUCAUGAAACAUUUUGUUUAUGAAAAAUGUUAUCUUCAAAUCAUCUAGCAUUAUAACCUAACAGGAUAUUUGCAUCAUCCACAAUUAGAACAUCACGAAUGGCCUUUCCUGGCAUAUUUGCCAGAAAUAUUCUCAUAUAAUUAAUCAUCAGUUUUAUUUCAUCAGUACCGCUUGGUCCCAAAAACAUUUGAGAACAAUCAUCUAUCUCAUCGCUUUGCAUUCUCUUGAAUAUCAGCUCAUCAGUAUUUUAACUUCCAAAAGCUACAUGCUCAAGUGCUGAUGCAAUUUCUUCUGGGGUGGAAGGGUGACUAUAUUCACUCUCCGUUUCCUGUCUCCAGUUGACUCAGUCAUGUUCCAUUUUAGUUUAGUGUUUUUUGUCUGCUUGUUCUUUGGAUUAUGUGAGAUGCUAUUGUGUCUGUAGAAACACCUAGUUCUUGUCUUUUCAUGAGUGCUCCACUGCCCAAGGAGAGCCCAUGUUUGUUGGCUUGAGGUUUGGAAGUGCAUAUUCUCAACCAUAUCCAUCCAUUUGUGUUUGUUCUCUCAUGACUAUGGAGUAGCUCAUCAGCUACCUCUUGCUCACCUGUCUCCAAGAAGGUUUGGUAGAGUGCAUCACUGUUCCGGGACCAGCCUGUAAUGUAUUCCUCGUGACAUUCCCCCUUUGGAUGCACUAGCUGUACUUGUGACUGCCCUAAUAAAUCGUUUAUAAUUUUUACCAAUAGGUGGUAUCCACCCUAAGCAUUCAUCCAGUUCUUUCUCCCUGUCAGAUUUUUGAGAAUUCCUUAUUGGAUGUGGUGUGCUACAGUGGAACCAAUUGGAUGUGGUGUGCUACAGUGGGACCACAGUAUCACAAGUGGGACCUGAUGACCUAUUUCGAUGAAAAGUGGAAGAUGCUGACUAUGUGGCUAGUCACAAGUCCUCACCACUUCUUAGUGGAAGUGGUCGGCCCCUAUUAUCACGUGAAGAAAACAGAUCAAGAUUACUCUUGUCUCCAUGCUGCUGAUCAAAAAGGUGAAGCGAUAUUUUGAAUCUUAGUCCUUAUAUUUCCACUGUUCAAGGUGAUUUGAUAUCACCAACAUAAACUGCAGGGUGAGGCUGUAUUGGAAUCAAUGCAGUUGGCCAAGAAAUGUUUGUUGGUUUGUAUCUACUACUCUUGUAGUGUAUCCAGACCUCAUUCCCGUAACACAAUUAUAUAUUAAAAUAAUGUAUUAAUUAUCUCGUGUCCUUAAAUGUCGUUUGAUAAGUAAAAAGUAUGAUAGUGCUGUUUGGAAAACUUCUGCCUUCUAUACGAAUGAUAGAAAGUUUGUAAUAGAUUUGGGCAUUGAAAGAACAUUGCAAGAACAAACUACCAAUUUUAUGAGAAUGGAGAACGCUUAUAAAAAAGAAUAUGCCUCCAAUUUUUUAAAAAUUUAUAAUAAUCUGUUGACUUUUUAAAUAUUCUUCCAAACACAUAUUUUUAUGGGUGGUUUCUUUUGAUGUGCUAUUUUAGUACCGUUUUACAAAAUAAGCUAUGGUUUACAAAUAAUCAAUGUUAUAGAUGUAAUAAUUCUACUACUAUCUUAUUGUAGAUUGGACUUGUUAUAAGAUAUUGCAGUCAUUAAUUUUAUUACUACAUUAUUUCUGUAGAGUAGUUAGAAUUUUUAACAUGGAGCUCAUAACUUUAUUUUUAGAGCUUGAAUAGCCGAUUUCCAUGAAAAAUAUUCAUACGUUUAUUUGUGAUAGAUCGAUCCAUCGAUUUCAUUCUGGCAUGAUCAUUUAAAUUAUUGAAAAAAAAAUUGUUUAUCGUUUCUUUCAAUCGAAUUAUCACUUGAUAUCGUGACCUCGUGUUGAAUAGUUUUUAGCAGAAAUGCAAAAAUCUUGAUGGAAAUGUGUAGGAGCUUUGAUGUUAAGAUAGGAAAAACAAUUUUUGAAUACUAAUAUCAUAUAUUGCUUGGAUGAUGAGAUAUUUUUUACUUUCAAUGUAGUUUGUUUAGAUAUGUUAAUAGUAUUUUCUUAUGGUGCAUUUAUUUUUGCUGAAUUUAUGUUUCAAGUUCAUAUCUAGAUUACGCUAUUAGAUAUCGCUCAACACCAUCUUCCAAUAACUUUGUUUUUCAACUUCCUAUCAACUUAAUCGUUUUUCAUAAAUACCACUUCAUACUAUCAGUUGUACAUUAUACAAAUUUUUCCCCCUUAAUUUUUAAAUACACUAUAUAAUUUCGCCAUAAAUACUUCGAACAAUUAUUCAGUUUGAGAAUGUUCAACUAUGCUCAGCAUUACUAUAAAUUAUGUAAAAUUAUUUAAUUAUUUCAUUUAUUUAAUAUUAUUUUAAAUUACAUUUGUUGUAGUGUCUGGUUCAUGUUUGCUCCACCAAUGAUACUGAAAGCCUGUAGUCAUAAAUGGCAUGAUACUAAUGAACAACUAGGCCUAACACCGGGAUUUUCAUAUUAAUUUAAAAUAUUAUCCUGGAGUUGAGACCAAUGCACUGCUCAAUUCUAAUGGUUUUAUGGGGUUUAUAGAUUCAAAUUGCCUUGACAGUUUUAUGUUUCUAGUUACUAAUUUCCGUUCAUAAAUCAGAACUAAUUUAAAUUUAUUCUUGACAUGAGUUAGAUCUACAACCUGUUAGGCUUAUUUAUAAAAAGUAUUAUAAUCUUAUUCCUUUUCAUCUCAAAAUCUCAUUCACUAUGAAAUUCAUGAUACUUUAUAAUAACAAUAAUUCACAUUCAUAAUGAGGCUUCCAACUGAAAAAUUGAGAAUGUUGAAAAAAGUUUUUAAUUAAUAUACUGUCAAGUAUUUGAGAAGUAAUCGAACAUUCGAUACUCUCGCUUUUCAGUCAGCAACACUAUUUUCCUGAAAUUACCAUCUGUUGAUUUGUAACUGUCAAUCAAUUCUCCAUCUUUACGCGCACAAGUCUAAGACUCAUGUGGGCAUAAUUCCUAACCAAUAAUAAUUGAAUUUUCUUCCAAUUCGUUUUUUGAAUUCGUUUGUGAAUUUUUUUAAACAUGAUGAACUGAAAUUGUAACUGCAAAUCUAUUUGUACCUAAGCAAAGUCAUACCAAUACGUCAUAUUGUCAAGUCGGAGUAUAUACUUUACAGUUAUCAGAGAGAAAACUGGAAAUAGUCUUACAAAAAAGGUAUCAAUCACUACUUAACAAUGUUAAACUUUGUUCAGUUUGGUGUUAUAUGAAAAAAAAAUUAUUUUCAUCAAAUGUCAGUCCAUCACACUUCACGAUUCUAUUAAUAAUUACUAGAAUACUAGUUAUAAUUAUUAUAACCAGUUUCUCUGUUAUUUUUUUAAUCGUUGUCACAAAUGGCAUUAAAUGCAUUUCAUUGUAUUUACUCUUUAGAAUUAUUUUGAUCUCAUAAAUUACUAACUUAGUCUCUUUUUCAUUACGAAUUUAAUGGUUUAUCACAAUUUAGUAAUGCUUUUAUGCCUUUAUUGAAAAUUAUCGAAAUAUUUUGUUGAUAGAUCAAUCGAUUUCAUCUUUUUACAUUGAUAAUAGAUUCUAAAUUUUUAAUAUAAUAUAUAAGUGAUUAUAGGUACCUAAAUUACAAGUCCAUGUUUCAGAGAAUAUUUAUAUGUGAAUUUUGUUAAUGAACUCCUGCUUAGAUGUUUACUACAUGUGAAGCAAAUUGAUACAUGAUAUAACCCAAUUAGAUAUAUUGCUCAGAAUAUAUUUGAGCAUAAUACAGUUAUAGUUUGGUUGUGGAAAUAUAUUUGUCAAAAAUUGUGUUCAAACAUUUUUUAGCUUUUUUUAAUGGAAGAAUUUAGUACAGUAGCUUCAUAGAAGUACGGUCAAAGGCAAUAAGAAGACAUUUUAAUUAUUCUUACUUAUAUAUAUGGUCUAACUUGCUUCCUGUCUCGCCAAUCCAUUGCUGUGUAAUCAACAUGUAUGGUAGUAUACGUUUGUUGUGUUACAACCAUUUCUCGGAUAUCCUUCCUAAUAAUAAAGUCUUAUUUCGUUAAUAUACAUGCUUCUUGUUGUUCUUACUGAAUUGAACGAAUGAACUUAUUGGAGAUUAAAAAGAAACUUAUUUUACAAUAUUCUUGUAAGCUGCCGAGAAUGGAUGAACAAAUUCAUAUUUCAAUUAACAUACUGGGGAAGUGAUCCCAAUUCCAUAGAAUAUUGAAUCUAGUUGAUCUGUCUUUCAUCAGGUAUCGUAUCGUGUUAAAGUGCAUUCAAUAUGAACCGUGCCUGUUUUUGAAGUGAGGUCCAGUUCAUAAUUUCCUUCGUUGUGAAAUACUUGAUCAGUUUGCAUUAGCAAAAACCUGCGGCUAGCAAUAUUGUUGUAAUAUUUUGAUGCACAAUUAUCUCCAACAUAUUUGUUCGCAUAGCCUUAAUAACAUAUCAAUGCAUGCUUUAUGCUUACCAUGAAGGCCUUUGAUUGUCUCCUGUGGCUAAACUAAGUGAAUGUUUUGUAACCUCAAGGAUCAUUUAUGCACUAAAUGUUGUCUAUGCUGAUCAACGAAAUAAUAAUUGAAUACUGAUAACUAUCAAAAAUAUAUAGAUAUCUUUUUAAAUGUGGAUUCUCUAUUUACAAAUUUGCUUUUCAGCAUUUUUACUUUUAUAUAAUAUUUAUUUAUUCUGCUCUAAUAUAAAAGCAUACGUCAUUCUGAUUUAUAUCAAAAUUAUUUACAAAUAUGAGUUGGGAACAUGGAUAAUGUGAGUGAUAAUCAUAUGGGCUAAAUCAAUUCACUUGUAGUAAUUUACAUAAUACAUUAUUUUGUAAUGUGUUGAAUUUAUCUUACUUACAUUACAUUGUCUACAGAUGGAACUUUUUGUAUAUUAUUUGAUAUAAUUAUUUAUUAGCGAACAUUGAUUGUACAAUCUUAUUGGAUGUACACAUUUAUUUUAAGAUUAAGAUUACUAUCUCAAGCUAAUAAAACAAGUGUCGCAUUUAAUAAUGAUGUAAGUAGUACAACCUUAUAUAGUGAUAGUUGUUAUUGCUAAUGUCAGUUUCAUUACAGUUGAACAAUUUUUUUCGUUAUCUUUCCCAACAUUUUCAAUCAAUAAGUUUUUUACUGUGGUACUCUAAACAAGAAUGUUCAAGCCAAUGAUAAAGACCAUUUGAUCAGGCGUUUCACAGUCCACAUACAGUAAUAUCGAUAAUAUCGCACAUUGUUUAUAAUUUAUAAAAAUAUUAACCAAUUAUGGGAAAAUAAUCGUAACUAAUAAAUUUAACGUUAUUAAUUUAACCUAGCAUGCUUUGCUAAGCAAUAAUGCAAGGUCAAUCUAUAUGAGAAAUGAAAAAAGUCAAUUUUCUGUCGCAACCUUCAAAUUUUUUUUGUACUUAUGACACCAACUGUGUAGAAGUGGUAAUCGAAUGUUAAGCCUAGGUAGUCACAGACUUGAGUAAUAGUACAGCAUAUCUAGUGCCAUGUGAUAUACGGUAAUAGUUAACUUGAAACUUAUGAGCAGGUGAAUAAUAAUGAUCAAUAUAAAACCAACCUUUGAUGCUUUCAAUGCUACCAAGGUUAUUCAAAUAUUCGUACAUCUCAUCCAUUUAGACCUUACUCUAUCUUUAUCACAGGCAACUCAUUAGUAAAGCCAAAUGACAGAACUUGGCUAGUUAAAAUGUUGUAUUCAUAUAACUUUUGAAUUCAUAAAAUAAAAUGCCUUUGAUUUAGUGUUGUAUAACAAUUACGUGAAGCAUUCCAGUAACUUGGAACAACUACUAUUAUUAACAAAUGAUUGUUCUCAAUCUAGCCUAUAUCAUGAAAAUGGAUAAAAUUUUAAAAUCCAACAAUAAAAGCUGCUAAUAAUAGACCUAUUAUUUCCUCAAUUAAAAGCUAUUCAAAAUAUAUUUUUCAAUACAUUUACCAAUGAAGGUAUUUUAAAUACAGAAAGUAACAAAAAAUAAUUUGAAAGAAAAAACAAUUCAGCAGUUUUAUUUUUAUUGUUAUGAUUUUCUUUAUUACAUCUAUUAUUUAUCUAUCAAGCGUUCAGUUAUUAACUUAUUAUAAAUGAUGUAUAUAAUUUUUCUAGUCUAAAAAUCGUAUAAAUUAUACAAUUUAUGGAGUACCUUCAUUUUUCCAAGUAUGAGUCAUAAUUGUUUUAUCAUUGAUACAAAUAUUUGCAUGAUUUUAUCCAAUAUAUAAACUUCAAAUAAUACUGUUUCAAAAGCGAUGUUACUAGAAUACAAAAAAUUUAUAUUAAUCAAGUUCAAUUGAAGGAAUAUGUAAUUUGUUUUAUGAAAAUAAAGAAUUUAUAUGAUUUAGUGUUCCAACUAUACAAUUGAAUUUGUAUGGCGGUUUCUCUAAUCUGAAAUUGAAAUUUUUUUCACUAAUGGAAUCUUGAGAUUAUUUUGAUAGAUGUUUUGGAAUCUCAAAACAGUGUGCUAUUAUUGAAUUCAACUCUCUUGCAAUAUUGAAAAAAGUAUUGUUGGCUAGAAUUUGUUUCUCCUGUUAUGUUGAAAUAAAAACAUUUGGACUUCA